Mobula hypostoma (lesser devil ray) is the source of this 4607-nucleotide messenger RNA. RefSeq names its product tripartite motif containing 45 (gene trim45). Lineage: Eukaryota; Metazoa; Chordata; Chondrichthyes; Myliobatiformes; Myliobatidae. The coding region runs from base 238 to 1932 and encodes 564 amino acids. The record is from RefSeq and is a predicted model, not a curated record. The transcript has 7 exons. Gene Ontology annotation, cellular component: nucleoplasm. Gene Ontology annotation, molecular function: protein binding; ubiquitin protein ligase activity; zinc ion binding.
AACUUCAGUGCAGGCGGGCGGGUCUCGGUGUUCACUCUGUCAUUCGACUAUAUCCCGGGCAGCUGAACAAUACACAGCGAGAAAAUCCAGUCGGAAAAGUCACGGGAAGUUACCGGGUUUGAGGGAUGUGGUGGAGUGAAUGUUGGGAACGUACGCAGACAAGGGAAUGUGAUUUACAUUGAGUGUUGGGAAGAACGGCGGGUACAUUUUGAUGGAAUUUGAAAAACCUCCGUGAAAAUGUCAGUGAGACAGAAAGAAUUGGAGAGCAAGGCUGUUGCACCACCCUUGAGUUCAGAAUCUCCAAGGAGUUGCAGGACAAAAUGUUUGGUUUGUAGAAGCUUUUACUCGAAUCCCAAGCUCCUGCCUUGCCUGCACACCUUCUGCUUGGACUGCUUAAGUGGCCUGGAGCAGUUCUGUGUUCCGCAGACAGGGAGAGAGGUCAGGUCAGGAUCGAGGGUUUGCAUCCUGUGCCCAGCCUGCGAUUUCGAGGUGUAUGUGCCCACGGCAGGAAUGCAAGGGCUGACCACUAACCACCUGAUCCAAAACGAGGUUUUACUAGAGCGUUUGAAGAGACUCGACCACAAGUUAGUCUGUGACCUUUGUAAUGACGGAGAAGCUGAAAGAAGGUGUCAAGUUUGCUCAGCAGUCCUCUGCGAUUUUUGCUCUAAAGCUCACAGGAGGCAGAGAGCGACUGCUAGUCAUAACUUGGUGGCACUGAAGGACCUGCAAGGUGGAACUGGGAGAAUUGUACAAUCCAUCAUGUGCUCUGCUCAUCCUUCAGAGGAACUGAGGUUGUUUUGUGAGACGUGCGAUUGUCUGGUCUGCAGAGACUGUUGUAUUGUGGGUCAUCAAGACCACAACUGUGACUUUAUCACCAAUGUCAUUAACGAACACGGCAAGUCAAUCAAGCAGCUUCUGAAAAAAACACAGCCACGUAUUGGUGUUCUACAGGAGAACAUACAAAAAAUUCACAACUCUAGACUGAUUCUAAAAGAGCAGUUGAGCAAUAUAACAGAAGAAAUUAAUAGUUUUACAGAGGACUACAUCAAGGCACUGGAGAAACAUCGGAACAGGCUUUUGAAAGAGCUGGAAGAACUGAAAAUGCAGAAGGAGAACUCGCUCAAUCUACAUCAGAUCCAGUUGGAACAAAUCCUGGCAGAUGUCAAGACUGGGGUAGACUUUACAGAGAGCUUGUUGACGAAUGGCUCUCCUGGGGAAAUCUUGUUAACCGAGUGUGUAGUAGUCAACAGGUUGAAGCAACUGAAUGAGAUUAGUUACAGCACUCCGCCCGGAGAGGAUGACUGGAUUCAGUUCCAUUCACAAGAGAGAGCUGGCCAGUGUGAUGGAUUUGAGGUGUUUGGGAUCAUUACCACAAAAACCAUUGAUCCCACCAAGUGCAUCCUUCAGGGUGAAGGUCUCCAUGUGGCUCAACAAGACCAGCCAAGUACUUUCACACUAGUCUGCAAUGACCAAUCGGGCCAGAAGAUGGGAAGGGGAAGUGAAUCUAUUCGAGUGAGCAUCUUCAAUAAGAAUAAAAAAGAAUGUAUCAAAACAACACUGCAAGAUAAUCAUGAUGGAACUUAUCGAAUUAUAUAUACACCUCAGAUGUCAGGCUCGUAUGUGGCGUGGGUCUGUGUAAAUGGACAGCAUGUACAGGGUUCCCCAUUCACCGUAACGGUAGAAGGCAAAUUCCGUGAGCAUGUUGGCAUAUUCCACUGCUGCACAUUCUGCUCCAGUGGUGGACAAAAGGAUGUCCAUUGUGGCUGCAAAGGGACAAUGCCAGGUGGGUUUCAAGGCUGCGGACAUGGACAUAAAACUCAUCCUGGCCAUCCACAUUGGUCCUGUUGUGGAAAUCCGAGUAAGGAUUCGGAAUGCUCUGGAGCACUGCAUGGUAGCUCAUACCAGAACCUGGUUAGGACUGUUGCUCUGUAGUAAUCACUGUGAUCCUGAGUCUACUUUAUCAAAUACAUGAGGGUGAGGAAAUGCCUGUUAAACCAACCUAAUUAAUCAUGAAGAGAGUAUUUUUUUCCUCUAAGAUUUUGUCACCUGAUUUGGUUUUUCCACUCAAUGUAAUGACUGAAAAAGAAAUGUUUUGAUCUGGUUAGUAUUGGUUGCCCAGUUGCUCAUGUUUUCUGGCAGAGCUCCAAUGACAGUGUCUGAGACUGAAUGUGUGCUAUGUAUUCCGACUUUCUAUAUUUAUCUCCUUUAUAUACACUAAUUCUCAGUAAUAACGCUUAACUCUACUAACAACAGUUACUGGAACAAGUUUGUGGGGAUAUUCCCUUUAGAUUGGGACUAAUUUGAUACACGAUUUUGAACUAACUUCGUCCAUUCUCCCUGUACCAGAUGUAGGAGCUUCCUUUUGACUCUGACAGUUAGUCUCACAAUCCUGAAUGCAAAGAACUCUGUUUUUACAAUAGAAUGGACUCCUUGGAGAUAUUGCACCAGUGUGCAGUUUCUAUCAUCUGUGUUUCACCCUUGGAAUUGUUUAUUUACUUGAUAAGUUUUAGCCCUUACUGGAUCAUUUUCAGUCUGGAUGUCAUUGAUCAGUUUGUAACUUAUUAACACCGAAUGCCUUUGUUUGUUGACAGAUUUGAUCAUGGAUUUUUUUCCUCCAACUGUCUUGUCAGUCCACUGACAUAAUCAUAUAUUGAACCUUGACCUUGUGGGUUUCCCUCACAAGCUGUUUUGUACAGUUGCAACAUUGCCUUCCCAGUUCCAUUGGUAUACUUUCUGGGCAAAAACCUUCAGCCCAGAAAACCAUCUUCUGGAAGUCCUUGGCUACGUUCUUGGGAAUUUUUCAAAAUUUACUGAAACAGAAAGAAUGUUAAAAGUCCUGAGUCAUUGUCAUGCAAAGAGCUGCAAGGGAGGAAUAAGAUUCAACAUUUUGUUUUGUGGAUUUCACAAAUACGUAGUGAUAAAAGGGAUCAAUUGAUGGCUCCCUGACCUGCUGAGUGCUUCAGCAAUUUUUGCUUCAUAAGUUCAGCGGAUGCAGUUUUUAAAAAUUAUUUCUCCAGUGUUUCCCUCACUGUGAGAAUAUUUCCAAAUUGUCAAGAUCCUCUCUCACCACUGUCCAGAGACCUUAUCAGCCCUUCCCAGUGAGACAGAUUCACAGGUGCCUCCUCUAGUCUGAUCAGUGUUCACAAUGUGACCUCUAUAUUGGCAAGAUCAAACGUAGACUAGGCAACUAUUUUCAAAAUUCCUGCACUCUGUCUGCAACAGCCAUCUGCAGCUUCUGAUUGUGCGUUCUUUCAACUUCCAUUCCACACCAUUCUGGUUGUUCUCAGUCUUCUCCACUCCUACAGUGAGGCCAAAUGCAAACCAACUCAAAUUCCACUUGGGUAGCCUUCGAUCCAAUAGCAUGAAUAUUGAACUUCCCAAUUUCAGGGAACUGAUUUUGCCCUCUUCCUUUCCCAUUCAGAGUCCCUCUCUUUCUUUGUUUACCUCUUACAUCGCUGCCCUAUGUCGUUCCAUCUGCCUAUCAUCGUUCCUUUAUCUGGUUUCAUCGAUCACCUACUAGCCUCUGUCUCUAUCCUCUUCCACCUGGCAAAUGAAGAGGAGAAUUACUAGCCUACCAUUGAAUAUAGAUUUUUUAAAAAAUCCAUUGGGGUGGACAAGGAGCCAACAGUAUUAUAUUCUAAAUGUGGUUUGGAGUACAGCACUUUGACAUGAGAACCAGUGGAACUGCCUCUGGCCAGUUUGGUCCAGUUUCUUCAAAUAAUUUAAUCAGACAGUUUUUUUAGGGCCCAUUUUCUCUGUCUAUUGCCCCCAUAGAUUCUGUGUGGUACGGGCAGGCAAAGUGAUGCUUACACUGCAAGGUUUUUGCUAACUCCUGUAUCACUUUCCCUGUAAAUUGAGCACCGUUGUCACUUGAAAUGUCCGCAAGCAUUCUAUACCUAGGAAUAAAUUCUUCGAAUAAAAUUUAGCAACAUUUACAGCAUCCUUUCUACAAGUUGGAUAACUGCAUAAGGUCCAUUUGGAAAUAUACAUAUUACUUCUAGGAAGAGGGCCAAGCAGCAGCAGAUACUGACGGUGUUUUCUCAGGAUUAUGUCUCUGACAAAUCAUAUAGUUCACCACCAUUUUUCCUUCCAAAGCUGGGAAUACUGGCGCAUACCACUCAUUUUCGAUUAUUCCCAUCAUACCCCCUUUGCCCAUAUGUGUUAAUUCAUGUACCUUACGGGCGAGCCAAGGUAGAAGAGUGGAUUCCCACUAAUGGACCUUGAAGCAAUUUUUAAAAAUUAAUGUGCAUUGUUGUGCAUUGGAAAACAAAGCUGAUAUCCCUGAUGUGCAUUAUAUGUCAAGAAUUAUAGUACACAUACAUCUGCCACUUCAGGAAACGCGGACUCAGUUCGUGCAUAUUCUGUAGCUUGCAUUUAAAUACAGGCCAUUAUCAGCUUUGAUUGUAGAAGCCAUAUUGAUGAAUGCUGCAAAGAUAUUAAUAUCUGAGAUAAUGUCAGUGAAAUAUGAAAUCUGAAAUAUUGCACUGAACUGAAUUCUUACUCCUAGAUCUUAACAGCCUUUUGAACUAUUAUUGUGGUGGGUGACGAAAAGGCUUGACGCUGCUAUAAAAUUCUUUAGUGUCCAAGCACUAAACAGUUACCUUUCA